Molecule: messenger RNA, 1890 nt
Organism: Paraphaeosphaeria sporulosa
Lineage: Eukaryota; Fungi; Ascomycota; Dothideomycetes; Pleosporales; Didymosphaeriaceae
Product: phosphate-repressible phosphate permease
Exons: 5
Coding region: 1-1890 (629 amino acids)
Biological process (GO): phosphate ion transmembrane transport
Cellular component (GO): membrane
Source: RefSeq, a predicted model, not a curated record
AUGGUGUUGACCGACUAUACCUAUGUGUUUGCCUUUGGCACCAUGUUUGCGUUGCUUGAGGCUUACAACAACGAUGAUGUCGCGAAUGCUUGGGCUACGAGUGUGUCGUCUCGCUCAGUUACGUACCGUCAGGCUAUGAUACUCUGCCUGAUUUUCGAGAUGACUGGUGCGCUCGCUGUGGGUGCUCGAACCGCGUCCACAAUCAAGAACGGAAUUAUCCCCAACUCUGCCUUUGGAGAUAAUGCUGGGGUUCAACUGCUCGCUUUCGCAUGCGCUUCCGCUGGUGCUUCGAUCUGGGUUAUGUGGUGUACUCGCAACUCUGCCCACGUCUCAUCUACAUACUCCUUGGUGUCAUCCAUCGCAGGUGUAGGUGUCGCAGCUGUGGGUGCUAACAAGGUCCAAUGGGGUUGGAGUGGUGGUUCGGGUCUCGGCGCCAUCUUCGCCGGCCUCUGCAUGGCUCCCUUCAUCUCGGGAUGCUUCGGCGCGAUUAUCUUCUUGCUCAUCAAGUACACUGUUCACAAGCGCGCCGACCCGGUGAAGUGGGCUGUGUGGACCUCGCCGUUUUUCUUCCUGAUUGCCGGAACAGUCUGCACUCUCUCGAUUGUGUACAAAGGCUCACCCAACUUGGGCCUGGACAAGAAGGCACCCUGGUACAUUGCGUCCGUCACUCUUGGUGUCGGCUUCGGACUCUUCGUCCUGUCUGGCCUUUUCUUCCUGCCUUACGUACAUGCCAAGGUCAUCAAGAAGGAUUACACGCUCAAGUUCUGGGAUGCGUUGCAGGGCCCAUUGCUUUUCAAGCGACCUGCUCCCGCGGAUGCCGCCCAGGCCAAGGUCCCCAACUACAACGUCAUUCAGCAUGGCGGCGAAGAAGAAGAAGACAACGGUGAACUCACUGCUCCCAACCAGAACAACAACACCACCGUCAACCACGCAGAUGUUCCGGAGAAGUUCAGCAAACAUGCUGAUGCCGAUGCCAUCGAUGCCGAGUCCGACAACAGCUCCCCACACCCCAACCACGGCGAGAAGGCCCUUGCGCGCGUUGACCUUGGCGAGAACGCCCAAUACCAGGAUGCCAAUGCGCAAUACAAGGCUCUCCUCGAGUCAGCUCGUCAAAAACAUCAUGCGGAACUCAGGAAGAAGAAGGGCCCUCUUGGGUGGGCCAUGCGUACUUUGCACGCGAACCCCAUGGGCGCAGGCUCAAUCUACGAAAUCCACAACCUCAAGGCUCUUUGCCUCCGCUUCCCAGCCUAUGUUGUCGUCGCCCUGACGUACGGUCUCCACUACGAUAUCCACAAGGCACAAGUUGGCGUGCUCGGCACUCCGGAGGGUCGUCGUAUGGACCGCGUUUACUCUCACGCGCCCAAGUAUGCGAACGAGACCGAAUUCUUGUACUCCUUCGUCCAAGUUAUCACCGCCUGCACUGCUUCCUUCGCGCACGGUGCUAAUGAUGUCGGUAACGCCGUCGGUGUCUGGGCUGGUAUGUACGCUGCAUGGAGCACUGGUAAUACUGCCAAGUCCAAAGAGGAGGUUCCGCUUUGGCAGAUUGCUGUUGUCGCUCUGACGAUCUGUAUCGGUUUCAUCACCUACGGAUACAACAUUAUGAAGGUCAUGGGUAACAAGCUUACUUACCACUCACCCUCUCGUGGAUCGUCCAUGGAGCUUGGUGCAUCCAUCACCAUUCUCAUCUUCUCGCAGUACAAACUGCCCGUGUCAACCUCCAUGUGCAUCACCGGCGCGACUGUGGGUGUUGGUCUGUGCAAUGGUACUUUCAAGGCUGUCAACUGGCAACGUGUUGGGCUCUUGUUCUUCUCUUGGGUCAUGACCAUCCCUAUCGCCGGAUUGAUCGGCGGUGGUCUGAUGGGUCUUGCACUCAACACCCCCAGCUGGUAA